UAUCUACCAUCCUCAACACGACGUCUAUAUCCGCCAACAUUCUCCGAAUCGCUAACGUCCCCGCCAACCCUUUUUGCUGAACUACUGCUCUUUACCGGAAGACUCUCCCAUCGCGCUCACGUCCAGGCUUAACCUACCCAUCUUCGAGCUCCGGUCCCACCAUCACACCCACGACACCAACCAACACAAUGGCGUCCUCAUCCAGCUCCACGUCGCUGCUAUACGCAUGCAUAUCGCACAACACGACCAUCCUGACCGAACACACCACGUCCGCCUCGUCCGCAACCUCGAGCCUCCCCGCCCUCAUCCUCCCCAAAAUCACGCACGCAACCCCGCAAAAACUCACCUACACGCACUCCAACUUCUACAUCCACUACAUGGCGUGCGCGCCCUCGGAAUUCGGCCCCUCGGCCCCCUCCGCGGGGGGCCUGACCUUCCUCGCCAUCGCCGACACGAGUCUCGGCCGACGCAUCCCCUUCGGCUUCCUCGUGACCCUCCAGAAGAAAUUCUUCGACACGUACCCCCCCGAAUCGACGGACUUCGCGUCGCUGCCGGCGUACGGCUGCGCGAGCUUCAACGCCACGCUGCGGCAGUUGAUGCAGCACCAGGGCGGGACGCAGGCCGGGCAGAACGACGCGCUGCACGCGGCGCAGGCGGAGAUUGACAAUGUAAGGGAGAUUAUGACGGAGAAUAUCGAGCGCGUGCUGGAGCGCGGGGAGCGCAUCGAUUUGCUCGUCGACAAGACGGAUCGGUUGGGUUCGAAUGCGAGGGAUUUCCGCGUCAGGAGUCGGGGGCUCAGGAGGCGGAUGUGGUGGAAGAAUGUCAAGUUGAUGGUGCUGUUGGUGCUGGUGUGCGUGUUUUUGGUGUACCUCUUUGUCGGGUUCGGGUGUGGGUUGCCGGCUUGGGGACGGUGUUUGAGACAUUGAGGUGAUGGUGGUGGUGGUAAUGUCGGUGUGGUGUGGAGGGGUGUAAUGGGCAUGGACCACCGGGAAGAAUUGGCGUAUGGGUGUUCUGUUUGAGACGGCACAAGCUUGGGAGUAAUAGGGGUUUUUAUACGGAGUUGGAUACCUCUUGCAUUUCCUUUUCCCUCCUUUCCAAACGGUUCCUAUUCACUGGUCCGCACUGCAAAUGCCAAUGCCAAUGCCAAGGAAAGCGAAUUACUUUCUACUUUCUGUCCAAGAAGAAGACUGCGAGCAAACGCAUCUUUCUUGCCGAUCGUGGAACUUAGGAUGUAGUGGUCAAAUACCCUUCUCUGAAUGACAAUCAGCAAACCAAUUCAUAUAUAUAUUAAUCGUAAAUUAGAACGCCCUCCCAAUGC
Messenger RNA from Westerdykella ornata, 1318 nucleotides. RefSeq names its product vesicle-associated membrane protein-like protein. The coding region runs from base 189 to 926 and encodes 245 amino acids. The record is from RefSeq and is a predicted model, not a curated record. Gene Ontology annotation, biological process: vesicle-mediated transport. Lineage: Eukaryota; Fungi; Ascomycota; Dothideomycetes; Pleosporales; Sporormiaceae. The transcript has 2 exons. Gene Ontology annotation, cellular component: membrane.